AUGUCCACUGAUUCCACUGUUAAGGCCUCCAACUGGAGAUUGGUCGAAGUUGGCCGUGUCGUUUUGAUUAAGAAAGGUCCAUCCGCUGGUAAAUUAGCUACCAUUGUUGAAAUCAUUGAUCACAAACGUGCUUUGAUUGAUGGUCCAGAAACCGGUGUUUCAAGACAAGCUAUCACAUUGGGUCACGUUACUUUGACUCCAUUAACCUUUUCUAUCCCAAGAGGUGCUAAAACCGCCGUCGUUGCUAAGAAGUGGGCUGCUGCUGGUGUUUCUGCCAAGUGGGCUUCCUCUUCUUGGGCUAAGAAGAUUGCUCAACGUGAAAGACGUGCUGCUUUGACCGACUUUGAGAGAUUCCAAGUUUUGGUUUUGAGAAAGCAAAGAAGAUAUGCUGUCAAGAAGGCUGUUGCCAAGGCUUAA
Messenger RNA from Saccharomycodes ludwigii, 417 nucleotides. RefSeq names its product 60S ribosomal protein eL14 (gene RPL14A). Gene Ontology annotation, biological process: translation; ribosomal large subunit biogenesis. Gene Ontology annotation, cellular component: ribosome; cytosolic large ribosomal subunit. The record is from RefSeq and is a predicted model, not a curated record. The coding region runs from base 1 to 417 and encodes 138 amino acids. NCBI's taxonomy places the organism in Eukaryota, Fungi, Ascomycota, Saccharomycetes, Saccharomycodales, Saccharomycodaceae. The transcript has 2 exons. Gene Ontology annotation, molecular function: RNA binding; structural constituent of ribosome.